UGGAGCAAUUCGAGGUUUUAAACGAGCGACAUAUGAUCCAGGCCACACAAUUUCUGUCAGGUUUUCUGACGAUAUGGGAGUACCUGAAGAGGCUGUUGACUUGGGUGGACCAAGAAGAGAAUUUCUAAGACUUCUGAUCGAAGCUUUGCCCCUGUCUCCAAUGUUUGAGGGUGAAGAAGGCAAAAUGAACUUGGCGCUUGAUAGUGCUGCCAUGAGGGAGGACAGGUACUUCAUUGCAGGCAGAGCCAUUGCAGUAAGCCUUGUACAUGGUGGUCCACCAGCAGGCUUUCUGUCCCCAACACUCUUCUCUUGCCUUGUUGAUGGCCCAGAUUUGGCUAAACCAGUUUUAGAAGAUGUUGCCGAUAGUGACCUGCGUGAAAAAAUUAAAAGGGUUAAAGAGUGUAAAUCCUUUGAAGAUCUGAUAGUAGCAACUGAGCCACUUCAGGAAUACUUAGCCAAUGCUGGCUGCCUGAGGCCGCUGCGGAGGCUGGAAGACAAGGAUCUGCUUAUACAUGACAUUCUCAUGUUCCAAGUAAUACACAGAGUCCGUGGUCCAUUUGAAAGGUACACCAUGCCUCCAAAGGAUGGACUACGGACACUUGAGGUGCUGGACAAAAUCCAAGCUCACCCAGAGAGUUUUCGCACCCUUCUGGUCACCUUCAGUGGUUACAGCUGA
This is a messenger RNA of Oreochromis aureus, 676 nucleotides long. RefSeq names its product G2/M phase-specific E3 ubiquitin-protein ligase-like. Bases 74 to 676 code for a protein of 200 amino acids. Lineage: Eukaryota; Metazoa; Chordata; Actinopteri; Cichliformes; Cichlidae. The transcript is spliced from 5 exons. Gene Ontology annotation, molecular function: ubiquitin-protein transferase activity. The record is from RefSeq and is a predicted model, not a curated record.